This is a messenger RNA of Scheffersomyces stipitis CBS 6054, 2349 nucleotides long. RefSeq lists its product as uncharacterized. The transcript has a single exon. The record is from RefSeq and is a predicted model, not a curated record. Gene Ontology annotation, biological process: DNA replication; DNA repair. Gene Ontology annotation, molecular function: 5'-flap endonuclease activity. Bases 1 to 2349 code for a protein of 782 amino acids. Gene Ontology annotation, cellular component: nucleus; Slx1-Slx4 complex. Lineage: Eukaryota; Fungi; Ascomycota; Pichiomycetes; Serinales; Debaryomycetaceae.
AUGGUCGACAGCGAGCUGCAAAAUGAUUUCGCGAAUGACGGGGACAAUGAUAGUUACUUUGUAUCUACACAAUUCGAGCUGAAGCAGGAGGAAAUCAUGGAGAAGGAGCUUCAGAAGCUACAAACUGGUCAGACUGUAUCACAAUUGCUUCGUUUUAGAAGUGGCAUUUCUGGUCUAACGAGCGUCACUCCAAAACCAGUCAAAGUUUCUAGACCUGGACUUCGCAAAACUGGUAGUAGAAAACUGAAAAAGAACCAGUCCAUGAGUGCCAUGGUGAAAGAACGGUUCAAAACUGAUAAGUACGCAUAUUUUUCCGGAGAUCAGCGUAAGAUAGAUGAAUUUCUACGACGCCUAGAAGGCUCGGAAGACAUUGAAAAUAUGGCUAUGUCCACUCUGGGAAAGGACGGAUCGUGUUUAUUCACCAGAGACGAAUGGAUUUGUAUUGUACAAUCAAUAAAGUUACGCUUUCCCGAGUUAUCGACGACGAAAAAGAAAUCUCUAAGUGCUAUAACCAGACAGAUAAAUAAACAAGAAAAGGAAAAUGAAGAUGAGAAUAGUAUAUGGUCUCAGGCGAGAUCGCUUCCUAGUUUGGAAUUGACAGACGAAGACCUCAAGUGGCUCUAUGAUCUAGAUGACGAGCAGAUGGCUAAUAGAACGAUCACUAGUAGUAUGACUGAAGUUGACGGCAAUGAUGACCAUAGCCCAUUUGUCAUGACUCUUUCUCAGACAACGCCUUCACAGCUAUCACAUAUAAAAGAAAGCGAUUCCUUAUACUCACAGGAAACGAAUGUACAAACAACAGAACCUGCGGAUCAUCAGUCUGGACAUAUGCAACGUUGCCAUAGCCAAACUGCGGAAGGCAAGACACAGAGCAAAAUACUAGAAAUCGAAAUAGUCUCUGAUUCAGAAGAAGAAAUAGAAUCUUUGAUUCGUAACACAGAACCAGACUCACUGGAAGAUGUAUAUGGAGCAAAUGAGGUAUCGUCACAUCAAGUCCCAGCUGUGGACGCGUUGGCGUCAUUCCAGAGCUUUCCAUUUGCUGCAGAUAUGAUUCCGCGUAAUAAUGUCAGAGAUAAGGAACACGAAUCACUUCAUAUAUCAUCCAGUAUACGCUCCUCUCCCGCCCAGUCGCUUACUCAAAGUCAGGUGCCUUCUCUGAUUGACUCUAUAAUUGAACCCCCAUGUGAAAGCCCCAGGAAAAUGUCUCCUAUCAGGGAUACUCAGCCAGAACCUGUCAUUACAUCGCCAUUCAAAACUCCUACUAAGAAAUCAAAAGAGCUUCUUAGCAAAUACAGUUCACCUGUCAAAAAUAGCAUACACAACAAUAUGGGUAGCCCUGUGGCAAUGAUGGUGCCCAGGUCUUCAGAACUGGCCAAGCAUGUCGAGGAAAUCAUUGUUUCCUCCGAUGAAGAAUCUGUGUAUUCGACUGCUAAAUCAGUUUUCCCUUCAGCACAAAUAGUGAUUCUGGAAGUUGAAGAUGAAGAUGAGGAAUUCUACGAGAUUGUAUCGUCUAUUCCCGAAAAGCACAAGCCCACGGCAGCAGCAAAAAAGAGAAAAUUAUUGCAGACUUCGAGGUACGAAGUCGUGAGCAAUUUCAACAUUAAUGAUUACGAUGACGACCAGCGUGGUUUCAAGUUGCGGAAACUUGAAACAAAGCCUAUAAUAAUAGAUUCUGACAACGAGAUUGCAGAUUCUGAAGAAGACGAAAAGAACCUCAGUAUAAUAGAGAUAACCCGGGAGGUAGAAGCUGAGGAGUCGGAACACGAUACAGAAUACCUAAUUAACCUCGGAAAACAGGUAGAAGGAAAUAGUAAGAUGAAUACUUCUGUUUUACAAGUUCCUUCUAGUCCCUCGUCGAUAACGUUCGGAAGGACAGAUAUCCUUAAAGAGCUUGAAGCGUUCAGCAAUUCUGACUUGGACACUGACAGAACUAUCAACAGCAAUACUUCCAAGAAUAGUAAUGCUAUCAAGAGUGGUACAAAUCAAACGAUCGAUUUCACCUUGUUGUCUACCAAGGAAUUACAAGAAAGGUUCAAGAAGUGGGAACUAAAGCCAGUACAAGGACGUCAAAGAAUGGUACUGGUUCUUUCUGAAGUUUCUAAGUUGUUUACUAACUCGUUCAAUGAUCCAGUUCCAGAAACCAGGCAAGGAUUUGAAGGCACAGUAUAUGGAUCGUUGAACCGUCUCGUUGGACUGAAUCAGUAUUGGCACGAGAAGAUCAUAAGCUUCGAACCGUUACGAGUUAGCGAACUACGAGAUUGGAUCUGCACCAAAGGCUACGAGUUGGAGGAAGAUUUUCUCAUGAGGUACUGCGACGACAAUGGAUAUUGCUGUACACGCCAACCGUAA